Molecule: messenger RNA, 2015 nt
Organism: Nelumbo nucifera (sacred lotus)
Lineage: Eukaryota; Viridiplantae; Streptophyta; Magnoliopsida; Proteales; Nelumbonaceae
Source: RefSeq, a predicted model, not a curated record
AUCUUGAUCGAUUUUGAAUUUCUCUCUAAUUUCAUCACCUUUCUUGUUUCAUACUUUCAUCAGUCAGACAGUCACCGCCCUCACCCCAAUUCCUCAACAAAAAACAUCAGACGACAAAGAAGAAGAGACACUGUUCAAGCAUCCCUCAUCCAUGGCUUCCUCUGCAACUGCUUCAAAUUCCAUACCUUUGUUCAGAAAGCUUGUCUCUGUAUAUACGUUCCUCUACUUUUUGUUUCUACAGAAAAUAUUACAAGCUCACUGCUGAUAAACUGUUUUUUCUCCGCUUUCAGAAAGAAUCCGGUCUCCCUUCUGUAUCUCCAUCACCUUUCUGCAUUCAGAAAUGCAGGAAAAAAGUUCUACGCCAGUUGUUGCAGUCAUGUCGCCUACGCAGUCAGAGAGGGACCCUUCGACCACUGGUUCAGUGAAAACUGGAAUGACAAUGACAGAGAAGAUUUUAGCAAGGGCAUCCGAGAAAUCCCAACUGAGUCCAGGUGCGACUGUCUAGGUGAACGUGGAUGUCUUCAUGACCCAUGACGUCGGUGGGCCGGGGACGAUCUCAAACUUCAAGAAGGAGUUCGGAGAGAAUGCAAAGGUUUGGGACCGUGAGAGGAUUGUUGCUAUACCUGAUCAUUAUAUAUUCACUAGUGAUGAACGUGCAAAUCGCAAUUUGGAUGUCUUGAGGGGUUUCUGUUUGGAGCAAAAUAUCAAAUACUUCUAUGACAUCAAGGAUCGCAGUAACUUCAAGGUGAACCCAGACUAUAAAGGUGUAUGUCAUAUAGCUCUUGCACAAGAAGGCCAUUGCAGGCCAGGGGAGGUACUUUUGGGUACAGACUCCCAUACUUGUAAUGCUGGAGCUUUUGGGCAGUUUGCUACUGGAAUUGGCAACACUGGUGCAGGUUUUGUGAUGGGCACUGGCAAGCUCCUUCUGAAGGUACCCCCAACAUUGAGAUUUCUAAUGGAAGGUGAAAUGCCCAAUUAUUUGCUUGCUAAGGACUUAAUUUUGCAAAUUAUUGGUGAAAUAACUGUGUCUGGUGCAACAUAUAAGUCCAUGGAAUUUGUUGGCUCUACUGUUGAAAGCUUUACUCUGGGGGAAAGAAUGGUGUUGUUCCUGCUGACAGUACUACAUAUAAGUAUCUUGAGGGUAAGACAUCAGUGGCUUUUGAACCACUGUAAAAGUGAUGAUAAUGCAAGAUUUUUAUCUGAGUACAGGUUUGAUGUCUCGAAAUUGGAACCAUUGGUGGCAAAGCUACAUUCUCCUGAGAAUCGUGCUUUAGCAAGAGAAUGCAAAGAUGUAAAAAUAGACAGGGUAUAUAUUGGCUCAUGUGCAGGUGGAAAGACUGAAGAUUUUAUKGCUGCAACCAAAGUUUUUCUAGCUUCAGGGAAAAAGGUGAAAGUACCAACUUUUCUUGUACCUGCCACCCAAAAGGUUUGGAUGGAUAUAUAUAGCCUCCCAGUUCCAGGAUCUGGUGGCAAGGCAUACUCGCAGAUAUUUGAAGAAGCCGGUUGUGAUGCACCUGCAAGUCCUGGUUGUGGUGCUUGCUUGGGUGGCCCUAGACACACUUAUGCACGUAUGAAUGAUCCCCAGGCAAGUUAUCAUUUUCUUAAGAUUCAAAUGUUGUUCAUUAAAUGGAUGCAAGAACUGAAUAUCCAUCCUAAACUACCAUUGCAUAUUUCCAUUCUACGAAAAGAAAAAAAAUAUAAUGGAGCCAGAUUCAUCCCAUAAAGAUUAAUAUGACAAGCCUUAGUUUCAUCUUUCUCCAAGAGUCCAGUACCACAUAUUCAUGUGGUCCAAUAUCUCAUCCGAAUGGGAUCUAUGACUGGUAUUGUUGGGUGAGUUCAAAUAUGGAACAAACUGGAUAGUUAACAAUUGCCCAUGAAUUAACUGUUAAGAACUACUAAGAUUAAUUACCUCCUUUAGCGUUCCAUGAACCUGUGGGAGAUCAGAAGGGUUAGAUACUUUGAUUGGUUAUAGUGGCGGCGGCAGAACUUUAAGAUUUUGUCCCUCCUUUCAACCC